AUGCCCGAACCUCCGGAGCAUGGAGAGCCCAACGCAAGUCCGCCAGACAGUGGGUAUGGCUGGAUCUGCGUCGCUGCGUGCUUCUUGAUCAACUUCUCGACCUGGGGUGCCGUGGCAUCGUAUGGCGUGUAUCUCUCCUACUAUCUGACUACCAACCGCUUCGAAGGCGCCUCGCCUUUGGAUUUCGCGUUCGUUGGCGGCUUUAACUUUGCGUUCGCGAUGCUCGCUGCGCCGCUCGUCACAGUUCUCACCCGGCGGCUUGGAAAGUAUGUCACCAUGCCCAUCGGUAUCGCCUUACAAACCACUGGCUACAUUACCGCCGGCUUUGCGACACGGAUAUGGCACCUCUAUCUGACGCAAGGCAUCCUCGUUGGCCUAGGCAUCGGGUUUAUCUACAUCCCCAGCCUGCCGAUACUUUCGCAGUGGUUUGAUGCCCGCCGGAGUCUAGCGAACGGCAUCAGCAGCUCCGGUUCGGGAUUUGGGGGUGCGCUCUUCGCCUGGGUUACUAGUGCGAUCAUUGACGCAUUGGGCUUGCGCUGGGCACUAUGCAUCACUGGCAUUAUGACCUUCGCCCUUGCCAGCAUCGCCACGGCUAUGGUUCGCGAUCGCAACAGAUACAUCAAGCCGCCACAGCUCGCUCUGGACCUCACCCUGCUAGCGCGAUAUGACGUCCUCUUGCUACUGGCGUGGUCCUUCGUCAGCAUGCUCGGCUAUAUUGCGCUCCUUUUCUCGCUCUCGGACUUCGCCCUCGCCAUCGGACUAUCUUCACAGAGAGCGACUGAUGUCAUUGGUUUACUCAAUAUUGGCACCGCAAUUGGCCGUCCGCUCAUAGGCAUCUUAAGCGACAAGUCCAGUCGUUUGGAUGUUGCAGGCGCUCUUACAUUGGCCUGUUCGGUACUUUGCUUCGCUUUUUGGAUCCCUGCGCUAUCAUUCGCAUUGCUGGUCGUGUUUGCACUGCUCGCAGGCGCUGUGCUCGGUGUGUUUUGGAUGGUAAGCUUGGAGCAUAAUUGCAACACGACCUCGUACGGUCAUUGA
This is a messenger RNA of Baudoinia panamericana UAMH 10762, 1035 nucleotides long. RefSeq lists its product as uncharacterized. Gene Ontology annotation, molecular function: transmembrane transporter activity. Bases 1 to 1035 code for a protein of 344 amino acids. The record is from RefSeq and is a predicted model, not a curated record. The transcript has 2 exons. NCBI's taxonomy places the organism in Eukaryota, Fungi, Ascomycota, Dothideomycetes, Mycosphaerellales, Teratosphaeriaceae. Gene Ontology annotation, biological process: transmembrane transport.